AUGCAGUCACUGUCAGUGGAGGAACUGAAGAGGUUACUCUAUGACACGUUUUGCGAGCACCUGUCCAUGCGUGACAUUGAGAACAUCAUUUUGACUGAAGAGGCUGGGAACCUAGGUACAAGAGGGGACUGUCCUGUCGAUAUGGAGAGCUCCCCAAAUCAACAAAUCCGCCAGACCUGCGUGCGUAAGAGUUUAAUCUGCGCCUUUGCCAUCGCUUUCAUCAUCAGUGUGAUGCUAAUAGCAGCAAAUCAGGUCUUGCGCAGUGGCAUGAAGUAG
Molecule: messenger RNA, 276 nt
Organism: Staurois parvus
Lineage: Eukaryota; Metazoa; Chordata; Amphibia; Anura; Ranidae
Source: the annotation of a GenBank genome assembly